Messenger RNA from Ilex paraguariensis (yerba mate), 726 nucleotides. NCBI's taxonomy places the organism in Eukaryota, Viridiplantae, Streptophyta, Magnoliopsida, Aquifoliales, Aquifoliaceae. The record is from the annotation of a GenBank genome assembly.
AUGGCUGCUUCAUCAAUCGACACUUUCCGACUCUACUUUCGCACUGAACUUCAAAACCCCAAAAUUCUGAAGCAUACUGCACACACUUCCCUAAAACCACCGUCAAUCACCCCAGCCCAUAUUCAUAAAUCCCUCUCUCUCCAGCCAAAAACCCAAACCAUUACCAAAAUCUCCAUUUCCCCAGAACCUUCGUUUUUAUCAAGACCCAAUUCAAGUAAUUCUUUCUCAAACUGUUCCUUACUAACCCACGAAAAAAUUUCCAAGUUCUUCGCAGAAAAGGUUGUAGUUGUGCUUGUUGGGUCAUUUAUAUUCAUGGGCUGCCUCACUGCUAAGCCUAGGCCUGUUGUGGCACUACCUGGUCAAGAAAGUAGUUAUGGUGGAAGUAUGGAACAUAAGAGAGAGACCCAGGACGGAAAAAGUGAGGAUGAAAAGAUAUAUGUGAAUUUAUUGGAGGAGAACCCCAGAAAUGUUGAAGCUUUGAAGGUGGUGGUUAAUGAGAAGAUGAGGAGAGGGAAGACUAAGGAGGCUGUGGAGUAUGUGGAGAGGUUAAUUGAUGUUGAACCGAAAGAAGUUGAAUGGCGCCUUUUGCAGGCUCUUUGUUAUGAGAUGAUGGGGCAAUUGAGUAAGGCUAAGAGGUUGUUUAAGGAAAUACUGAAGCAGAGGCCUCUCUUGCUCAGAGCUUUGCAUGUAUGGUUCUUAAUCCUUUACUAUUCUGCAGAAUUUUAG